UUACUUUUAUUAUCUGUGCUAGCGUAACGGCUUGAAAGUUGAAGUAUGGAAAUAAAUUGUUUGUAAUUUUUAAAAUAAUAUUACGUAAAUAAAUUAAAUUAAUUCAGUGUAAAAGCGUAUGUAAAAAGUAAAACCAAUUUUCGUAAUCGUAAUAUUCCAAAUGGCUGCUGAGGACAGCUUGGUGGGUCAUAAAUCCUUAGAAGUAACAUCAUCGAGCCAUAAUCCGACUCAUGGAAAAUCAAAAAAAGAUAUCACAGACUAUUUUUUACCAAGGAAUAAAGACAAGAAAGAAAUGGUGUCAAAAACAAUUCAAGUAAGCUUGGGUGCUUGUAUGUCAGAAGAAAUGUGUUCUGAUUUGCCAUCAGAAAAAUACUGGAAUUUACUUGCCGAAAAGAAAAGAAUUGAGUUAGAAGAUGCUUUGCAAGAAAAUGAAAGGCUUCACAAAAUAAGAGAGUCAUUGCUCGAAAAGAAUGUUCACUACAGGCAGAUGCUCGAGGAGGCUAAUACAUUUAUAGAUGUCUUUAAGGAAGUGGUCCAGGAUACAGCAGAUGACACUGGUAUAGAUGUAGGUGAUAUCAAUGAUUCUACUGAGAAUUAAAGACUGAAUUUUGUACACAUAGUCUGUUAGUGUUUGUAUAAUUGUUAUUACUAAUAAUUUUUUUCUGUAAUUGCUUAUUUUUUUUAUUAAUGCUACAUGUACCUUUAAUGAAAUUAUGGUUUGCUAUAAAUAAAAACUAAUGUAUGAA
This is a messenger RNA of Danaus plexippus (monarch butterfly), 746 nucleotides long. RefSeq names its product geminin-like. NCBI's taxonomy places the organism in Eukaryota, Metazoa, Arthropoda, Insecta, Lepidoptera, Nymphalidae. The transcript has 5 exons. The coding region runs from base 161 to 598 and encodes 145 amino acids. Gene Ontology annotation, biological process: regulation of DNA replication. The record is from RefSeq and is a predicted model, not a curated record.